Nothobranchius furzeri (turquoise killifish) is the source of this 1401-nucleotide messenger RNA. It is a transcript of the gene mc1r, whose product is annotated as melanocortin 1 receptor. The record is from RefSeq and is marked provisional. Gene Ontology annotation, biological process: regulation of metabolic process; adenylate cyclase-activating G protein-coupled receptor signaling pathway. Gene Ontology annotation, cellular component: plasma membrane; cytoplasm. Gene Ontology annotation, molecular function: melanocyte-stimulating hormone receptor activity. NCBI's taxonomy places the organism in Eukaryota, Metazoa, Chordata, Actinopteri, Cyprinodontiformes, Nothobranchiidae.
GGUUCGGAACGGGAAGUCCAUACAAACAGGAUGGAUUAUUGAUGGACUUCGUAUCAGCAAACGAGGAGACGCGUUUUUAACGUGGACCCGUCCAUCUUGAUUAGACGUUUCCACAGCAAAGGGACAUCAAAUGAACAUCAUGUAAAUAAAGUUUAAAGGAUUCUGGACAAUUGGCUCACUGAGGAGUUUCACACUUGUUUGGACGUUGACUGGGAGACAGCUGAGCCAGAUGUGGACCCCUGCUUUAAUGAAACUUCUAUACCUCACUGAAAUCUGAACUCUGUUCAGUUUUUCAAAUAUGGACAUGGCCAACAGUUCCCAGCACUUUCCCUCCAUCCGCCACAUGGACUACAGUCCGCUGGGGGACUACCUGGACGACAACGAGACAAACUCCACCGUAGGGGAGAGAGACUCGUUCGGCUGCGUUCAGAUCCGCAUCCCCCAGGAACUUUUCCUGGCGCUUGGACUCAUCAGCCUGGUGGAAAACAUCAUGGUGAUCUGGGCCAUCAUCAAGAAUCGCAACCUGCACUCGCCCAUGUACUACUUCAUCUGCUGCCUGGCCGUGUCCGACAUGCUCGUCAGCGUCAGCAACGUGGUGGAGACCCUAUUCAUGCUUCUCAACGAUCACGGCUUGCUGGACGUGCACCCCGGCAUGUUGCGCCACCUGGACAACGUAAUCGACGUGAUGAUCUGCAGCUCGGUAGUGUCUUCACUCUCCUUUCUGUGCACCAUUGCCGCGGAUCGCUACGUCACCAUCUUUUACGCGCUGCGCUACCACAGCAUCAUGACCACACGGCGCGCCAUAAUCAUCAUCGCGGUGGUGUGGCUGGCCAGUGUCACCUCCAGCAUCCUCUUCAUCGUUUAUUACACAGACAACGCGGUCAUCGUGUGCCUCGUCACCUUUUUCUGCAUCACCCUGGUGUUCAACGCCGUGCUGUACCUGCACAUGUUUCUUUUGGCGCACGUGCACUCGCGGCGCAUCACUGCAUUCAAUAAAGGCAGGCGUCACUCAACUAGCAUGAAGGGAGCGAUCACCCUCACCAUCCUGCUAGGGGUCUUCAUUAUAUGUUGGGGCCCCUUCUUCCUCCACCUCAUCCUCAUCCUGGCGUGUCCCACCAACCCUUUAUGCAACUGUUUCUUCCGGAACUUCAACCUUUUUCUCAUCCUCAUCAUCUGUAACUCCCUCAUCGAUCCUCUCAUUUACGCGUACCGGAGCCAGGAGCUGCGUAAAACCCUCCAGGAGCUGCUUCUCUGUUCUUGGUGCCUCGGAGUGUGACACCUUGAGGUUUUCAGUAGACAUUUGGAGUAAAUUCUCUACAGGUGUUUAAAUAACCUGCAGCUCCAUGGUGCGCUCAAAAGUUUAUGAAGGCUUUUCGCCAUCACAGAGCUGGUGCAAUUUUU